AUGGCUGCCUCUAAGUGUGUAAAGCUUACCGGGGCCCUGACCCAGGAGCUGCUGAAAUCUGUGGACAAUGUCCUGUUUGACUGUGAUGGUGUACUAUGGCAUGUGGACUCGGCCAUCGCUGGGGUGUCAGAGGUCGUUAAACUGUUAAGGAAGAAAAACAAGUGGGUAUUUUUCAUGACAAAUAACAACACUAAGACUCAGGAGCUAUACGCACAAACGUUAUGUAAAAUGGGGUUUGAGACCAUGAAGGAGGAGGUGUUUGGCAACGCAUACUGUACCACAUUGCACCUCAAGCAGGUCACCUGCCUUAAUGGUGGGAAAGUUUACUUGAUUGGUGGAAAAGCACUGAGUGAAGAAUUGGCCAAGGCUGGCAUCUCAUAUGUUGGUCCUGACCCUGUCUUUGGUGCAAUGAGCGAUUGGGGUUCUGUUCCUUUGGAUCCAGAUGUGAAGUCCAUUGUUGUGGGCUUCAGUGAACAUUUCAGUUACCUUAAACUAACCAAAGUCCUGUGUUACCUGAAGCAGCGGUCCCCAACCACUGGGCCACGGACCAGGUAUCGGGAAGGAGCUCUGAAACCAAAAGUAGUUGACAACCAUGAAACAAAGAGAUCUUUCUGA
Messenger RNA from Protopterus annectens (West African lungfish), 615 nucleotides. Its product is annotated as glycerol-3-phosphate phosphatase-like. Bases 1 to 615 code for a protein of 204 amino acids. The record is from RefSeq and is a predicted model, not a curated record. Gene Ontology annotation, cellular component: cytoplasm. Gene Ontology annotation, molecular function: sn-glycerol 3-phosphatase activity. Lineage: Eukaryota; Metazoa; Chordata; Ceratodontiformes; Protopteridae. The transcript is spliced from 2 exons.